Messenger RNA from Danio aesculapii, 1148 nucleotides. RefSeq names its product intraflagellar transport 20 homolog (Chlamydomonas) (gene ift20). NCBI's taxonomy places the organism in Eukaryota, Metazoa, Chordata, Actinopteri, Cypriniformes, Danionidae. Gene Ontology annotation, biological process: centrosome localization; protein localization to cilium; intraciliary transport. Gene Ontology annotation, cellular component: Golgi apparatus; centrosome; cilium. The transcript has 5 exons. The coding region runs from base 125 to 523 and encodes 132 amino acids. The record is from RefSeq and is a predicted model, not a curated record.
CGGGCCGUCGCCAGACAGUCAGACAGAUGCGAGGAAGCGGUCGCUCGGUCCAACAGAAGUGCCACAUAACCAAACAAAAGUCAGCCAUUAUUGAGUCACACGGGCAGACUACGGUCCUCUGGUCAUGGCUAAAGACCCGUUAGCGGAGGCUGGACUUCAUUUUGAUGAGCUCAACAAACUGCGAGUACUCGAGCCUGAUGUGAGCCAGAAAACAACUGAGCUCAAAGAAGAAUGCGAGGAGUUUGUCGACAAGAUUGGACAGUUUCAGAAAAUUGUAGGUGGGCUUAUUGAACUUGUGGAUGAACUUGCGAAGGAAGCCGAAACCGAAAAAAUGAAGGCCAUCGGGGCAAGAAAUCUGCUGAAAUCAGUUGAAAAGCAACGGGAGGCCCAGCAGCAACAGCUUCAGGCUCUGAUUACAGAAAAGAAAAUGCAGCUUGAAAGGUAUCGAAUAGAAUAUGAAGCUCUUCAGAAAGUGGAAGCUGAGCAGAGUGAAUUCAUCGAUCAGUUUAUACUGCAGAAAUAAGAGUGCUGUGUUUCCUCUCUGCUGGACAGGAAAAAUGAUGCUAUGCAUCUUGAUUCACAUUGACCUCCUAAUAAGUGCGGGGUCUCAAACUAGAUGAACUGAAUUGAGCAGUUAAUGGCAGACAACAGACGUCUGUUUCAGCCUCAACCUCAGAGCAUUGAGUGCUUUUGCAUGGCCAGUUCCUGGAGGCACAUCCUUGUAAUCUUUCCAACCAUAGAUCAUAAUCUCAGAUGAAACUAUUUAUAUACAAAAGUUAUUUAUACUAUUUAUAUGGAAACUAGUUUGUAAAUCUGAUCUUUUUUUUUUUUUUUUUACAACAGGAAAAUACAGUAUUUGCAUGUUACUGUAAAUAAUUCCAUCAUGUGACAUCUUCAGGUACAUAUUUUGUUUUCUGUAUGAUUACAACUCCUGUUUGAGACUUGAAUGCCUGUCAUUUUAAUUAUACCAUAUCCUCAUGGCAUUUUUAUUGGGACCAAACCAAAAUAAUUUCUGUAUAAGUUAUGGAAAAGUAUGGAAAUUUAUGGAAAAUUCGUUUCUUGUUUACAUUUACCAUGUGUAAUCUCAGCAUUGGACAAAGCUCAUACAGAUCUGAAGAACAUCUGAAUAAAAAUAUAUUUUGCAAUUA